This is a messenger RNA of Penicillium alfredii, 3270 nucleotides long. Its product is annotated as Nucleic acid-binding OB-fold-containing protein. Gene Ontology annotation, cellular component: nucleus; nucleolus. The record is from RefSeq and is a predicted model, not a curated record. NCBI's taxonomy places the organism in Eukaryota, Fungi, Ascomycota, Eurotiomycetes, Eurotiales, Aspergillaceae. Gene Ontology annotation, molecular function: ATP binding; RNA helicase activity; DNA binding. Gene Ontology annotation, biological process: DNA repair; rRNA processing; DNA recombination. The transcript is spliced from 9 exons. The coding region runs from base 1 to 3270 and encodes 1089 amino acids.
AUGGCCUCAGACGCGGCAUCCCAGGUCUCGGUCGGGGCUCUCAGUGCCAUUUUUGACGACAACAAGGCUCAAAUCCAUGACCCAAUCGUCCAGUGUGUCCAGAUCAAACCAUUGCCACCCCAGCCAAACCACCCUGAACGCUACCGGGCUGUCUUUAGCGACAUUGCCAACUAUGUCCAGACCAUGCUUGCCACUCCAGAAGCCAACCAUGUUGUUUCGGAUGGGUCCCUACGAAAGGGGUGCUUUGUUCGACUCAAGUCGUUCCAAGCCAAUUCUGUCAAGGGCAAGAAGAUUCUUAUCAUAUUAGAUCUUGAGGUUCUGAGGGAACUGGGCGAAUCUGAGAAAAUUGGAGAACCCAAACCCCUCGAGAGCAAACCUGAUGAGGAGGAAACCAACCAGCCCACCACAAUUUCCACUAAUGGAUUUUACGGCUCCAAGAUCCAAGGUGCCCAGCCACAGCCAAAUCCCCGAGCGCAACCCAUGCGAGCCCCCGCUGCGUCUGCUCAUGCCACCAUAUACCCCAUCGAAGCCAUCUCCCCGUACUCCAAUAAAUGGACCAUCAAAGCCCGUUGCACGAGCAAGUCCAACAUCAAAACUUGGCAUAACAAGAAUGGCGAGGGGAAGCUGUUCAGCGUGAAUUUACUUGAUGACAGUGGUGAAAUUCGCGCCACGGGCUUCAAUGACCAAUGUGACAUGCUCUUCGACCUUUUCCAGGAAGGGAGCGUUUAUUACAUCUCCAGUCCCUGUCGGGUUCAGAUUGCUAAAAAGCAGUUUACAAACUUGAACAGUGACUACGAACUCACUUUUGAGAGAGAUACCCUGGUUGAGAAGACGGAGGAACAAAAUGACGUCCCUCAGAUACGGUUCAAUUUCACCACCAUCGGUGAUUUGCAGUCUGUUGAAAAGAAUACAACUACAGAUGUGAUUGGGGUGUUGCAGGAUGUCGGGAACGCAUCCCAAAUUGUAUCUCAGGCGACCAAAAAGCCCUAUGACAAGCGUGAGCUGACCUUGGUGGACAAUACGGGAUUUUCAGUUCGCUUGACUGUCUGGGGUGCGACUGCGAACAACUUCAAUGUGAUGCCUGAGUCUGUUGUUGCCUUCAAAGGCGUCAAAGUCUCUGAUUUUGGAGGUAGAAGUCUGAGCCUGCUGAGUUCCGGCUCAAUGACCGUGGAUCCGGACAUCGGAGAAGCUCAUCGCCUCAAGGGGUGGUACGAUGCACAAGGCAGAUCCGAGAACUUUACCUCCCACGCGUCAGUUUCAACUGCAGCCGACUCUACUGGACGAGGUGAUCGAUUCAAGACUGUUGCCCAAGUUCGGGAGGAGCAACUGGGCAUGUCUGAGCAGCCUGAUUACUUCUCUCUCAAGGCAACUGUGGUUUACAUCCGACAGAGACAGGACUCGACUUGGUGCUACCCUGCCUGUAUCUCGGAGGGUUGUAACAAGAAGGUGACCGAGCUCGACCCUGGGCAGUGGCGGUGUGAAAAGUGCGACAGAACCCAUUCCAGACCGGAAUAUCGCUUUAUCUUGCCCCUCAGUGUCAGUGAUCAUACGGGCCAGCUUUGGCUCAGCUGUUUUGAUGACACCGGAAGACUGGUUAUGGGCACAUCGGCCGAUCAUUUGAUGCAACUUCGCGACGAGGAUCCCACGGGUUUUGACGAGGCUUUCCAGGAAGCUAAUUGUCAGACAUGGAAUUUCAGAUGCCGAGCCAAAAUUGACAACUUUGGCGAGCAGCAGCGGGUUCGAUAUCAGGUUUCGUCGGCAAAACCAGUCAACUAUUCCGAAGAAGCCUCUCGUCUUGCCGACAUUAUUAGCUCUUACAGAAUGGUAACCCAUCACCACGAGGCAGCGGAGCUGCACCCUAAGAAGAAAUCAAAAUCGGAGAAGCAUGCGAAGUCCACCAAAGACAAAACCUCGAAAAAACAGGAAGUCGAAGACUUAGCUCAAGACAGUGGCUCCUAUUCUCAAUCCCGAGCACUCACUGAACUCCCUCAGUCGGACAUUGAUCAGUUCCUCAGCGACAAGUCAAUCAAGAUCACUGAUCCUUUGCCCGAGGCCCCCAGUCUUCGUCCAAUGAUUUCAUUCGAUUAUCUCCCUACUUGUGAAGGUGGUCUGUACGCUCAGCUCAAGUCGUUUUCUUCGCCGACGCCCAUCCAGUCUGCGACCUGGCCCCUUCUCUUUGCUGGUCGUGAUGUUAUCGGCAUUGCAGAGACCGGCAGCGGCAAAACCCUGGCGUUUGGCUUGCCCUGCCUUAAGAAAUUGAUGGACUCAAAACGAAGCAAGAAGCCUUGCCAGCCUACAGCAGUGAUCAUCUCGCCCACUCGAGAGCUUGCGAUGCAGAUCUAUGACCAGCUCGUCAAGUUUUCCGAGUCUGGGAGAACAGAUGUUGCCUGCAUAUAUGGUGGUGUGAAGAAAGAUGAGCAGCGUGAGGCUCUGAAAAAGGCCGCCAUUGUUGUCGCCACCCCUGGCCGCUUAAAAGACCUUCAGAACGACGGUUCCAUCAAUCUUGGAAAGGUCAAAUACCUCGUGCUCGAUGAGGCGGAUCGCAUGCUCGACAAAGGUUUUGAGCAGGACAUCAAAGACAUUAUCCAGCCCAUGCCAGUUUCCAGGAGACAGACCGUUAUGUUCACAGCCACUUGGCCUCGCUCGGUUCGAGAACUCGCGGCGACAUUCAUGAGCUCACCUGUGACGGUGACUAUUGGCGGAGACCCCUCUGCUGAUCCUCGCGCAAACACGAGAAUCAAGCAGGUCGUCGAGGGGGGGAGCCAGUCUCCUGAAAAGGUUUUGGUUUUCUGUUUGUACAAGAAGGAAGCCAUGCGCGUGGAGAAGCUCAUCAAAACGAAGGGAUUCAAAGUUGCUGGUAUUCACGGCGAUUUGAAUCAGUCAGAUCGAUUCCGGAACCUUGAAGCUUUCAAGACAGGAGCAUCAACCGUACUGGUUGCAACUGAUGUGGCGGCGCGGGGCCUUGAUAUCCCUGCUGUGAAACUGGUGAUCAAUGCCACCUUUCCCCUCACUGUCGAGGACUAUGUCCAUCGAAUUGGUCGAACCGGGCGUGCUGGCGCCGAAGGCCAUGCAAUCACCCUGUUCACCGAAAAUGACAAGGCUCUGUCUGGCGGGUUGGUCAACGUUCUCAAGGCGGCAAAGCAGGAGGUGCCCGAGGCCCUGCUCAAGUUUGGAACCACGGUUAAGAAGAAGCAGCACGAUGCAUAUGGGGCUUUCUUCAAGGAUGUUGACACCGACAAAGCAGCGACAAAAAUCGUGUUUGAUGAUUGA